This is a messenger RNA of Arachis ipaensis, 4147 nucleotides long. Its product is annotated as protein PUTATIVE RECOMBINATION INITIATION DEFECT 1. Gene Ontology annotation, biological process: meiotic DNA double-strand break formation. Lineage: Eukaryota; Viridiplantae; Streptophyta; Magnoliopsida; Fabales; Fabaceae. The record is from RefSeq and is a predicted model, not a curated record.
UUUCGGAUCUCCUCAUGCGUCAGCACAUUUUGCUGUUACUUUGGCGCCAAAAGUAAGUUUGAACAUACAGAAGCCUGGUCCUCAUCGUUUCUGAGCUUGAACCCGGACGAGAAUGUACGAUUCGCAGGAAGUGGAUUUGGAUUUCGAAGAAGAAGCUGACACUGUCUUCAUCAACGACAUCUCAUGCUCCCAGGGCCACCGUUCCUCCUUAAAUCUCCGCACUCAGCUCGGCGGCUCCAUCUGCCUCCUCUGCUUCUCCAACCUCGUCUCAAACCCUCUCUCCCCAACCGUCCACGUGUCCUAUGCUCUCUCCCAGAUCGAACGAUCCCUCUCUCACCCUCCCUUCCUCCGAUCGGUGCUCGCAUUCCACCCUCACUUCUUCCUCUCUCCUCUCGUCGCUGCUCUCUCCUCCUUCGACGAUGAGCCCAUUGCUGCGCAGAUUAUCCGCCUCAUUGUCGAUAUCUGCGCCUCCGAUGAUCCCUCCGUUCGACAAGAGUUCGUCAGUCGGGUUUCCGAUAAGAUUGCCUCCGGUACUCUGGCCUGGAGCUCCCGUCAAUUGCACAUGAUACACUGCCUUGGGGUUCUUCUGAAUUGUGAAAAUGAUGAUCUAAUAACACAUAUCAGAGAUGUAUACAGCCUCAUUACCAUUCUUGUUACCGGUCUUCAAUUGCCAAGUGACGAGAUCCGUGGCGAGAUCCUUUUUGUCCUUUACAAACUGUAUGCUCUUAAGAAUACAUCUGCUGAGGGAGAUGACACUGAUAUCUUAGUUCCCUUUUGUCCGAAGCUCCUGUACCUAUUGGGAGAUGUUCUCAUGAAGACUCAAAAUGAUGAUGUUCGCUUGAAUUGUAUUGCACUUUUGACUAUGUUGGCUCAAGGACAUUUGCUCAGGGAAGAAAGUGCAUAUGAUACUUGUCACCUUUCUUACUCUGAUGGAGCUGACUCUGAAGAAAACAUUGAGGGAGCCAAGGAGUUGUCUCUGGUUAAUCUGCUUGCAGAAGCCAUCAAAGGUCCACUGCUUUCAUCGAACAGUCAAGUCCAAAUCAGCACUCUGGAUUUACUAUUUCAUUAUCUGUCUUCAAUCGGAACUUUAGACAAUCAGAUUCAUGUCAUGGUAGAAGAAAACAUUGCAGAUUAUGUAUUUGAAGUAUUAAGAUUAUCAGAUUGUAAGGAUCCUGUAGUUAGGAUGUGCCUUCAGGUACUUGAUUUUUUAUCAACUGAUAAGGAAGCUUUCAAACUAAGGCUUGUUAUUGGGUUUCACACUCUGAUUCUAGUAUUACAUUAUGUGGCUGAAGUUCCUUUUCACCCAGCUCAAUACCAGACUGUGAAGCUCAUUUAUGAAUGCAUUUCUGAGUGCCCUGGAGCUGUAUCAUCUUCUCAAAUGGAGGAGUUGGUUCUUGUUUUGAUAAAAAUGCUUAAAAAGAAUUCUAAUGGAGAGAUGGGUAUGACUCCUGAUACUUUUAUAAUGGCUUGCUCAGUCUUUGUGGCCCUUAUCAGAUCUCCAUCUUGUAAUGGAGAUUUAGAUCUGCCAAAAUCUGUUGAGGAUGCAGUGAAACAUGCCGCAUUAGCUUGUAUCUGCAUCUCUGAAAGGGACAUUAACCAAAUCUUGCAAUGUUUGUACCUACUUAAAGAGGCAUAUGCAUACAGUCAUGAUGGGAACACCAUCAACUCUAGUAAGCUGACACUUAGAAGCUGCAUUCUAGAUAUAUGUAAUACACAUUUGCUUCCUUGGCUCAUAUCUGGCAUCCAUGAAAUGGAAGAGGAAAUUGUCCUGGCUGUGCUUGAAACUUUUCAUUUGAUACUUUUGCAUUCUAGUAAUGAUGCCAUGGAAUUUGCAGAGUCCCUGAUUUCAUCCAGUUGGUUCAGUUUUUCAUUUGGAUGUUUGGGUUUGUUUACUGGAGAUAGGAUGAAAUAUAGAGUAUAUUUGUUACUCAGCUCACUCAUAGAUUCUCUCCUGGGAAAUGAUUCUGGACAACUAAUUAGAGAUGCUGCAUUGGACCUACCAUCCGAUCCUGUUGACUUACUCUUUCUACUUGGGCAGAGGAGAAGUAACAAUUUAAACUUGCCCUCUUGCCAAACUGCUAUUUUGCUGAUUAUGUAUACUAGUACACUAUAUGAUGAAAGAAUUGCUGAUGAGAAGUUGGCUUUAGCUUCCCUUGAACAAUAUAUUCUUCUUAAUGGAAGUGAUUUUCAAGAUCCAACCAAUGAUAACUUGAUAGUGACGCAACUGGUAAAUCUGUUCGGAUUGUUAAGGGGUCUUGGCAAGAUGAACCACGAAAUUCAUUACAGUCGAGAAGCUGAAGAGAUUCUGUUUCGGCUCAUAAAGAAUGAUGAAUGGGAUUUACUUUCUGCAAGGAUUCACACAGUAUCAUUGAGGUGGUUGUUUCAACAAGAGAAUAUAGUCGAAUCCUUGGGUCAUCAGAUUUUAGCAUUCUGCAGAAGCUACAACUUAGAAGGAGGUGACAUAAUUACUGGGAACAUUUAUCAAACUAUAGAUGUACAGACGCUUGCAGAGUUGGUAUCUGAAAAAGAUAAUUAUGGAGCUAGACUUUUCGUAUGCUUAUUGGCACAGCUCUUUGAGGAAGAAGGUCAAGAACAUGAUGUGAUUUCUGUUCUGAAUCUUAUGGCAACCUUAAUUCACAUCUGUCCAGCUGCUUCUGACCAGCUAUCUUUGCAUGGAAUAGGGUCAACAAUCAGGAAUUGGUGCUAUUCGAGCAAUACCUUUUCAGAAACUACUUUCAUGUCCAUCUUGCUUUUAGUUUUUAACAUUUUGAGUUCAGUGCAUCCUGAAGCACUUUCAGCUGAUCAGAGUUGGAUUGCAGUAACCAUGAAGAUGAUGGAGUAUUCUAUUCCAGCUGAAAAUUCUGAUGUUUUAAGUAAUGAAAGUCUCUUUGUAAUUGGUAUUCUUUCCUUGAUUUUGCAUCUUUCCACCAGUAAAGCACUUGAAGAGGCAUCAAAGACUAUUCUUUUCAAUACUAGCAUAAUAUCUGUAGUCAAUACUGCAGUCUGUGCUGCUGCAUCAAAGGGACCCGCUUUGGUUGACCAUGAUGAGGGAACAAGCACUGGAGAAACAUUAAUCUUUGUUCUUUUGCUUCAUUACUUCGCUAUUAGAAGUUUGCAUGCCACUGUUCAAGGGGUUGUGGAUUGGCAAAACUUCUUUGUUUCAACAAAUCCAGCAGAACCGCUACCCUUCAUUGGCAUCCACUGCCAUGAUUUGUGCAGAAUUCUGCAUUUUGGUUCUCCUGUGGUCAAGAUUAUUGCUUCCUAUAGCCUGUUAGAGUUGUUUAACAGAGUAUCAAAUCAAAUAAACAAUACACAUGAAGAGUUGAAAUGCUCCGUUGGAUACUUAAUGUCCAUGAAGAGUAUAUUGGAAGGCCUAGUUUUUUAUGCUGACGUGAGAGUGGCUACAAAUUGUGCCGUUUGCCUGUCAAUGCUUCUGAGAUGGGAAAAGCUGGAAAAUCAAACAAAACUACAUGGAAAGGGCAACUGGUGCAGAAUGAUUAUGGAAGAGAUGACAGUGUCUUUGGUAUCUCCUCCUUUAGCAUUGCCGUCACUUGCUAAAAGUCAAAGACCUGCCAUACAUAUAGCUACUGCUCUGCUGAAACAGAAAGAAAUUCCUCGGUGGAUGAGAUCAGUGUUUAACAAUUCAUGCAUAUCUGGCAUACUUAAUAGCAUUGAUGCAAGUAAUUUGAGCUCGGAAACUCUGGUUUUACUUCACGAACUACUCAAAUCAGACUUCUUAAGUACUGAGCAAACUGCAACUAUAAGUCAAAUGCUCCAGGAAUGCAGAAAGCACAUUUACACAAACUCCGAAUGUCUCCCAUCCGAACCAAUAAAGAAGGUCCUCACCACGCCUUAUGAUCUGGGAGACGUUUACAGCUAUCUCAUUGAUUUAAUGUCAUCAGAGACAUAUAUAGAUAUGGAUUCAUGGGGAUUUCAUGUGGGUAAUAAGAGGCUCUUAGAAGAAAUAGAAUUGUUUUUGAGGACCCUCACUGUAGAUAAUAGAUGCAGAUAGCUUAGGUAUCAAAAUAGUAAGCAUGUUGGAAUUCCAUUACAAAGUAUCAUAGUGAUUCUAUAUAUAUGUAUUUACCUCAUGAUCGCCAUCUUGAUCAUCAUCAUUGCCCCUCACAUAAUCACGUUAACUAGUGUA